Sorex fumeus (smoky shrew) is the source of this 852-nucleotide messenger RNA. Its product is annotated as olfactory receptor 6C2-like. NCBI's taxonomy places the organism in Eukaryota, Metazoa, Chordata, Mammalia, Eulipotyphla, Soricidae. Bases 1 to 852 code for a protein of 283 amino acids. The record is from RefSeq and is a predicted model, not a curated record. Gene Ontology annotation, cellular component: membrane. The transcript has a single exon. Gene Ontology annotation, biological process: G protein-coupled receptor signaling pathway. Gene Ontology annotation, molecular function: G protein-coupled receptor activity; olfactory receptor activity.
AUGUUCAGCCUUGUUGGAAAUCUCAUCAUCAUUAUUCUCACCUUUGUGGACACUCACCUUAAAACUGCCAUGUACUAUUUUCUGCAAAACCUUUCUUUCUUAGAAAUCUCAUUCACUUCUGCCUGUAUCCCUAGAUAUUUGUAUAGUAUAGCAACAGGAGAUAGAACCAUUACUUAUAACUCUUGUAUAUGUCAGGUAUUUUUUAUAGACCUAUUUGGAAUAGUGGAAUUUUUCCUUCUAGCAACUAUGUCCUAUGAUCGUUAUGUCGCCAUCUGCAAACCCCUUCAUUAUUCUUCUAUCAUGAAUCCCAUUGUCUGCAAAAAACUUGUCUCUGGCUGUUGGAUAGUUACUUUGUUGCUCAUGAUACCACCACUUGGCUAUGCGCUGACAAUGGAGUUUUGUGACUCUGAAAUUGAUCACUUUAUUUGUGAUUCUAAUCCUCUCCUGAAGAUCUCAUGUUUGGACACAGAAUUCAUAGAGAAGAUGGUUCUUUUCUGCUCUUCAUUUAUCCUACUAGUGACUCUCACGUUUGUGGUUUGGUCCUAUGGAAGUAUCAUUCGCACGAUUCUUGGGUUCCCCUCUGCUCAGCAAAAGAAAAAGGCCUUUUCUACCUGUUCCUCCCACAUGAUUGUGGUUUCCAUCACUUACGGCAGCUGUAUCUUCAUCUAUAUCAAACCUUCUGCAAAAGAUGAAAUGGCUACUAAUAAGGUAAUAACAGUAUUCGCAGUUUCCACCAUCCCCCUGUUAAACCCACUUAUUUAUACUCUAAGAAACAAACAAGUGAAAAAAGCUUUGAAUGACUUUGUAAAACAAUUACUAUUCAUGGGGCCACAGAGCUAUCACCAGGGUUGA